Molecule: messenger RNA, 13265 nt
Organism: Homarus americanus (American lobster)
Lineage: Eukaryota; Metazoa; Arthropoda; Malacostraca; Decapoda; Nephropidae
Product: E3 ubiquitin-protein ligase lubel-like
Exons: 33
Coding region: 2047-11133 (3028 amino acids)
Biological process (GO): protein linear polyubiquitination
Cellular component (GO): LUBAC complex
Molecular function (GO): K48-linked polyubiquitin modification-dependent protein binding; K63-linked polyubiquitin modification-dependent protein binding; linear polyubiquitin binding
Source: RefSeq, a predicted model, not a curated record
UGGGGAGGAGGAGCCAGACAUGCCUCCCUGCAGGCUGUAGCUCUACCAGUGUCACCAAACACAAGAUCAACGUCAGCAUUCUCCCGCUGCCAGCACCAACACCUUCGUCCCUCACAAGGUUAAAAAGACGCUGAAAUACUACGUCCCUUUUCCCUGCGACACCCAACCCGACCCGACCGGACCCGACCCGACCCAACCCAACCCAACCAGAGCCGAGCAGACCCUACCCGACCCGACCCGACCGCUGCCCGAUUCUACCAUCUCGAGGAAGUACCGAUGAUAGCAUGGCGGUAUCUAUCCAUUCGUCUCCUGUGACUAACCUUGAGUGUACUGAGUCACAGUUUUGCCAAACAACAGAGCAGUGGAGGGAGUUUUGGGUGUAAAGGCAAGGAGAGUUUUGGCCGGUGUAACACGGGCCAAGUGGCAGAAUUAGACCCCAUCUUGUCCCAGCCAGCUAGCCAGCCCACCAUGUGGUCGAGUAUACUUGGAUCUUGUGAGCCAGCUGCACCACUAUCCUCCCUCAGCUGGUGGUAGUAGUCCCAUAGGUCUAACCUGUUUCCUUGGCAGGGUGAUUCAUCUCCACCAUCUGGCUCGUCAGUAUCAUCACUGCCUAGUUCCUCAGCAUCACCACCUGCAGCUCCUAUAAUUUUAUUUGUAGCCGUCUGUCUGCUGUAGUCAAUGGUUCCACAUGUCUCGACACUCUCAGUCUUCUUACCCAGGCGUGUGUGUUGUACAGGUGACAGGAGAUGAAAGUGUGAAGAGUUAUAAGGGAGGAGUAAUGGUGGUGAGGGAGAGAGUACUAGCAUGGUACACGUCAAGUAGGGUGUCCCCAAGACACGACAGCCACCACCUGCUGCUUCCCGCGUCCCCCACACCCAAACAUGGCCAACGCACACACCUGCCACACACAAGCGCGUGCGCGCUCUGUAGCAGGUAGAUGUUUACACAGGUGACAGUUAUGCGAUCAAGUGAAUUCCGGAGGCAGUGAGUGUUACGGUAGAGUAGAGGAGUACGGAGAGAAGAGAAACUUGAGAGAUGAUGAUCUGUGGUUACGAAAUGUUGUGCAAGAGGAGGUAGAGGAGAGGGACUAGCAAAGUGUUCCAGGAUAUGACGUGAACAGGGAUGAACAGAGGGACGAAAAAAGAUUGAAAUUGGUGGAUAAGAAAACAGAAAUAACUACUAUAGCUACUGGAGCAUAUUAAGGGAAGGUACCUGGCUGUUGACUUGGGUGGGAGGACGGGUUGAGGGUAACCCACCCGUGUGUGUGUUGGCGUGGGCUGGGACCUCCCAUAACUAGACUACUCACCUCGUACUUGGUGUACUUGAUGUACUCUAGUAUGAGGAAGACGUGGUCUCAGUGUUUACUUGUGGUUUAUACUUGUCAUACAACAUCUCGGGAUCACAAAUAUUUUCGAGUCAUCCUUACAGUCUUUAAAUUAUCCAUUACUUUGAGCUUCAUUUACCGAGGUCAUCAUUUUCUUAGUAGUGAUAUUUGGUUAAAAUUAACCUUUACUCUUGGUUCUAUCUCACUAUCUCUUUCUCUCUCCCGAACACCUCAUUAUUGUUGGGGGAAAACAUUUAUGUUGCCUUGCUUCCCGGCAGCCAGCAAGAGCUCUGGUGGCCCAGCUUGCCAUCCACCGGCGCCUUUAAAUGCCCAUUUUGUACGUGGACUUACGCAGAUGCGGGGGUUGGCAGGGAGUGGUGCCAAGGGGCGGGCGCCUACCUGUUUGUUUUCAUGCACCCAGCCCAGCCGUGCGUGUGCUUGGCCGUGCCGAGGAUGUUAAGUGCCAGCUGUAACUGAUGUUCUCUUACCCAACUUACACAUGUUUUAAUUUUCAGGGUCGGUUUAUUGUGUUGAUAGAAAAGUGUGUACCAAGAGGUGGAGGCAAGCACUGUAUAUAUAUAUAUAUAUAUAUAUACAGUAUAUUGGCGAAUAUUUCUGUGAGUUAAUGAUAAGUUAUAGUGUUUGUUGAUUUACACUGGGACCAAGUAAUGAUGUAAGGAGUGUGGAGUAGAGGAGAGGGACCAGUCAGUGUGUGUGGGACCAUGUGGUACCCGUGUCACUGUCCCGACUGUGAUAACAUAGAGGUCAACAACCUGAGGAACGCCGCUGCCUGGGUGAACAACGACAUGGGUUCCUUCCCUGUGAUGCACGGCUUCUUGACGCUACCCGCCGGCAAGAUGGGCGGCGGCAGCGGGUACCCGGUCCACACCAUGGGCAUACAGCGAUCCGCCACCUGCGGCUUCCUGCCCUCCCAACACUACUCCCCGUGGAAGGACGACUUCUCGGACCAGCAGCAGCUUAUCAAUGGUCGCCUAGCCAUCACGGGCGGUAAGGUUCAAGACAUGAACGGCUACGACGACGAGGACGACAUAGUCAAGGCCAAGCUGACAGUCAGGAGUAGCAGCAGCUUGGGGAUGAGCAACAACAUGACGCACGACAUGAACAACUUCGGGGAGGAGGGAGGGAAGAAGUCCCGAGACUACAGCGACGACUCCCUCACCCCAGACAGCACGCUGCCCGCCGUCAUCCGUCGCAGAAACAGGAACAGACGCAAGCAACUGGCUACCUCAAUGGUGGAGCCCACACCGGGCGGAGUGGUCUGGGAAGGGGACAAUGCCAAGCCCCAGCCACGGACACGCUCUCAUAGUGUGUCUGACGACCAGUGGGCCCAGAUGAUGGCCGCACAGACCAACAGCACCACCCCGGCGGAGCCCACGGAGGUUCCCACAGGACCCGCUUGUCCCCCUGGCCACAUCCCCGCCGAUAUGUCCUCCUUCGCCGGCACCACCACCCGGCGCGGCUACAACACCGUGACUAACUCUGGGCGAGGAGGUGUUGGUGGUACCCUGGGACGUGGAAUGGUGUCUUCGGCUUCUGUGUGUGACCUCAACACCCUGGCCCAGCAGCAGCCCCCACACGGCUUUAGCAACGCUCACGCGGCCAACAGUUUCCAGCAGCUCAACAUGAUGGGUUUCGGCAGCGGGAUGAUGUGGGGUGCCCCUUGUGACCUGUGCCAGGCGCCGCCCAUGUUCACAGGUCACCCCAACAUGAGCGGCAUGAAGCGCACCGCCUCCAACCUCUCCAUGAAUCUAUCGUCGGUGGGCAGUGAUGUGUCAGGGUAUCCGUGGUCGGCGCCGCCCCCUCACAUUCACCAUCACAUGCCCAUGUACCCCGGCUACUAUCCUGGUUACCACCCACAUAUGGCCCCGCCGCCCAUGGGCACCCCUAUGGGCCUCAAUAUGUCAAUUCCUGACUCCAUGCACACGUUCGGUAAGGUACCGUCCUCUCCAGCUCCCUCAGUCCGCUCCUCCUCCCACCGUUCACACAAGUCUAGCAAAUCCAGGUCAUUUAGCGCCGCCGACAAUAGUGGACGCCGCAGCCGUAACCGUAAAGUGAAGCGCUCAGAAGAAAGUGAAGACAGUCGGUCCUCGUCUGUGAGUGAGGACGACGGCGAUGUCGACGACCGGGAAAGCAAGUCCGGGCACGGUGGCGUGAGCAGCCUGGCCUGGCAGUGCGACCAUUGCACUUUUAUCAAUUCCGGUGGUGCGAGAACCUGCGGUAUGUGCUCCAAGACCGUGGGAGGCGGUGGCCGCACUAGCCGAAGAGGCAGUGAACGACGACGCUCUGAACGACGACGGGAACGACGAACUGAUCAGGAAGAUAACGACCGAGAUGUAUCCGACUAUGACAACGACGGCGGCGGCGUAGUGAAAAGUAACUUAUCCUUUAAUAUUAAGGAGAGUAAGCGAGAGUCCCGCACCAAGGGGUCGGGCUCCAGCAAGAGUAAGAGUAAGAAAAAGUCCCGUCGGCGAGACAGCUCGGGGUCACACUCCGAGUCCAGGAGUGAGGGUGAGGAGGAGGAACAGUUGGAGAGGCACAUGCGGGACCUGAGGGUGUCCUCCUCCUCCCGCAGGCGAGGCAGCGACCAUGAUGGAGGCAACAACAAGGACAGAGACAGAGACAGGGAGAGAGUCUCACGCAAGAAAGAAGGAAGCGUCGGUCGCUUCAAGAAUCGGGGCAAGAGCCACUCGGAGCGGUCGAGGACACCAGGGCGUCAGACGCCGAGGCGCGCCAGCCCAGCUGAUGACGAGGGAUCCCUGGAAGGCAGCUCUGACCACAGCUUCCCAGAGGACGCCCGCGGCUCCCACCACAACACCCUCAGUGCCGAUCACAACGGACACCACAACUCUCAAGAUGGCACCUUAGUUGACACGUUGGUAUCUGAGGCCACUCUCAAAAAUGCUAAGAAAUCUAAAUCAGACAGUAGUGAGCGAAAAAGUAAAUCAAGGGGUUCCAAAGCGUCCAGUCCAGCUCGCAGUGUGCCUGACGAAAUACCUGUACAGGAAGAGCCGCCCCAAGUCUUUAUUCUUGAGCCAAAGGUUAAUGGUGAGAAAUCUAGGUCACCAAGUCCUAGACUUCGAGUUGAGAAAAGCAAGUCCCCGGCACUGUCACAAAGGACGUCUCGAGCUGACGGUGAUGACCCCAGUUUCGCUAAUACUCUUGACGACAUAGCAACGAUGGGGACGAACGAGGUAGCGGACCAAGAUCUGAACAGCCAGUACCUGGAAGACCGCCCCCACAGUGCUGACUUGAUAGUGGAACCCCAUGACGACGUACCGGUGGUCAACUACAUUAGACCCGAGACACCAGAGGAUCAAGUUAUUGAUGAACCAAAAACUAUAAUUGUUGGGCCUGAGCUCGUGAUACAAGCGGAGCCUCAGCAAGUCGCAGUCAAAGAGCAGCCUGUGGUAGCUGUAUCAGAUGACACUGGACAAGUAGAUAAGGUUAAGCCACCUGAACCACUAUAUGAACCUAGCUACGAGAGUGUAGCAGACCCAGCUGCACACAUCGUGGCUCCUGUAGUUGAAGUAGAGCCCAUAACCAACACCAGAGACACAGACAGAGAACAGGACAAUUAUCAGACAGCGACUAGUGGAGCCGCUGAUGAGGAACCCCAAGUGGGGGAGAAGCAGGAGGAAGACGUCGCUAACGAUAUGACCUUACUACCAGAGGUCAAAGUCAAGCAGGGGUCACCCAUGGACAUCCGUGGGGAGGUACAACGCUCAGCCUCUUCAGGGUCUUCACUAGGAUUCAACUCGUCACCCCCUGACAGGCAGUACACACCCCUCAGCUUCUCCUCCUCAGACGCACAAUUUUACUCUCCGCCGGACUCACCGGACUUAUCCCUCAGCGAUCAGCUCCAGGACAAGCCACAACCUGGCCACACACAGACGGUGCGGGCCCGGGAGGACGACUAUCUGGUGACGGCGCUGGAGACGAUGCAGCAGAGAGCUGCCGAGGACCUCAAGUCGUCCAGGGAAACCAUCAGGUCGUCCUUCGAGCAGCUGCCCUACUCCGAGGAGGCGAGUGAUGAUGGGGAGAACGAGAGAGAUCGUGUCCCGGAGAGGCCAGCCUCAGCGGGAGCUAUUGUUGCCACCACCACCAUCACCACUACUACUGCUGCUGCUGCCACGACCCUAGGGGCACCGGCUUCUGGUGAUGGAUAUGAGUCCUUGAGCUUCCAGGAUGCCUUGACUCCUUCAGAUGCGGCGGGUCUAGCUCGCUCUGUCUCUGAUAAGGCCCUGAGCGUAGCCGGCCAGGGAGAGGACGAUCUGAGCGCCACUGCAAGCCUCGCCGCCCUGUUGAAGGAGGCCGAACGCCAGAGCAGGACCUUGAGAUGGGGUGAGGAGGAGGUGAACGAGAAGUACCUGACAGUGGAGGAGAUCAUCACCAAGAGGCGUCAGGAGGCUAUGAAGAAACAGGGCCUCGAGUUGGUCCAGGUUCUCAGGGACGCAGAAGACGCAGGCUACACCUCAGAAGAUGUAUCCAUUGCCCUGACACACUGUGGGGACAAGAACCCCCUGGAGUGGCUGAAGGAGAACUGGCGACACAUGGUAGACACGGUCUCCACCCUGGCCACCAACUACGGCCAGGAACGACGCGUCAACGAUAUUGGCUCCAUCACGGGGGCGGAGGCGAGACUGGCGCUGAGGGUACACAAGGGUAACAUCUGGGCCGCCGUCACCGAGUGUGUGGAGGAGCGGCAGAAGAAGUUCAACGAGAUCUACGCACGGGGUAAGUUCACGAGGGAAGCGGUGGUGAGGUCCCUGGAGAAGCACGACGGCGACGCUGACGCUGCUUUCCUGGAGCUUAACAAAUUCCAGCUCCAGCCCUUCAUGAUGAAGAUCUGGGGCGCGACCAAGGCCUUCUCUGCCCGUAUCCAUAAGGAGAUGCAACAAGAACCCCAACCGAGCCCCGCUCCUGCCCCACAGCAGGAGAUCCUGCCAGCCCUUCCUGCCCAGGCGGAUGUCUCCCGUCCUGCUCAAGAAGACGUCCCUCAAGCACCCACCUGGAAGGACGCCUCUACAGACACCGGCCUGGCUGAGCAAGAUUUCGAGGAGGAGGAGGAGGAGGAGGAGGAGGAAGAAGAAGAGGAAGAAGAGGAAGAAACAGAUGACGAAGAUGAUAUCUUUGAGAACACGUAUGCCAACAUUGACCAUAUAAGAGAGGAACCACAGGUGUAUGCUAAUGUCCAGAAGAUAUCACUGGUGAAACCUAAAGAACCUGACUCACGGAAAUUUAAAAAGUUGGGUAAGAGGUCAGACCGCCGAGAAGACAGAAGACCCGUGACCCCAAGCGGACUUGAUCUGAGCGCCCUGGACGAUGAUGAGCUGUUUUCCGCCAGCGAGGUGACAGGCCUGGAGUCUGACGAGGAGUCGACCAUAGAGGAGUUGCUGGUGGGGCUGGGCAGUACCCCAUACUACGAGUAUUUCACAGCCGUCGACCUGGACGAGAUGGAGGAGUCAGAGGAGGAAGAGAGCGAGGAUGAGAGUGAGGAAGAGAACGAGAGGGAGAUAGAACCAGCUCACGAGCCCCGCGACGUGAUGUUGUCUCCUGCCAGGGCGUCCUCACAACUUCUGGAAGAGGGCUUCUCGGACUCCUCUUCUUCAGGGGAAUCCCAAGAGGAGAAAGUGGAGAUGGAGGAGGAGGAGGAAGAUGAAGAGGAGGAGGAGGAGGAAGAGGAAGAGGAGGAGGAGGAGGAAGAGGAAGAGGAAGAGGAGGAAGCAGUAGACAACAAUGAUCAUGAGGCGACACAGCAGACGAUUCAAUUUGUGAGGAAAGAAGAUGUGGUGGUGCACCCUCUCAAGGCUUUCACUCACUACGCUGAUCUCUCAGUCUCAGAAUACUCCGAGGAGCCUCGUAGUCCAGCCCCUCCGGACUGCAUGAUGUCCCCCUCAAACUUCUCACUUGACACUAAGUCUCCCGCCCGUCACGCUGGGACCUUACCGCCACCCAAGGGCCCGCUACCAGAGGCUCCACCACCCGAGGACCCUCCCAUGGUCAACCGCACACCUGAUGAAGCUCCCACCUCCACGGUCCAUGUCAGUCAAAAGCGGAUAUCUAAGAAAGCUCCGAAAUACUCGAGUACUCUGCAUGUGAGCCUGUCAACUCAAAAAGAAGCGUAUGAACACACUACUGAUAAAAGUCCUGCCUCCCGGCUUCAGCCUGUUUAUGCGUCCGUACCUGAACUGCGUUUGGAAACCGUCGAGGCAGCCGGCACCAUUCCGUCUGAUCAGGAUAACUCCUCUCCGCAUCUCACACAAACCAGCAUCCUAAACGAGAGUAAGUCUGCUCCUAGUUCCGUGCUGAACUCCUUAGUCGCUGAGAAGUGUGAUGAGAGUGAUGACGAUGAGGAGUCCUUGAGCGUCACUACUGGACGGUUGAGUCUGUCUCUCAGUGCUGCCAGUAUUAACGUUAAGUCGGAAGUCAUUCAGACGGAGCAAGUAGUGGCCGUGGAGCAUACACACGAGACAGAGAUGGGAGGAAAAAUGCGUGACGACCCCGAGGAGGAAAAGGAGGACAACACUUCAACAUGCUAUGAGGCAAUGGAGGAGGAGACGGCAGCUGUGGAGGAGGGUGGCGGGCGGACCUCAGAAUCAGAGGAGGAGGCGCCCGAAGAACCUAAGGAGCCAACCAGGGUGAGGGAAGUGGUACUGCUGCCCUUAGACGAACCAGGAAUGGCCCAGACCCGCACUGGUCCCGUCACUGUCCAGAAGGCCUCCGUCAUUGUCGGGAAAGCCAUAGCUAAGGCCAUGGCUAGGGAGACGUCAGUCCGGGAGUCUCUCAGUCGGUCAGUGACUCCUGAGGUACAGGAUGCUCCCGUGGCCACACCGGAGCCUUCAGAGAGCGAGGAAGAGAUCACUGUCCAAGGCACGGCGUCCGACUCUGAUGAAGACGACCACCUCCGCACCCUGGACACCAUCCCUGAAGAAGAGGAGAUCAGUGAAAUGACAGAAUCUGGUCGAGUCAUAUCCCGACCUGCAUCAAAGAAUCUGUUUCUUCCGUUCAACCCCACGGACGUGGUGCAACUUACCCCCGUGGCUCGCUUCUUGAAGGCUGUAGGUGUAUCCAAGUCUGAUGUCUCUAGUAAGGACCAGCCUGACAAGGGUAUAACAGACAUAGGUAAGGAUGUCACCGCAGGUGCACGCACUAGUGCUGGCGACCAAACAUUAGCAGUGCUCCCACCAACGUACUACAACACCCUCCACACCUAUUACAACGAAACGGACGGCACCGACGCCGCAGAGGAACAGCCGGUAAAGUUGACUCCUGACGACUAUGAGACCAUGUAUGAAGUCAAACGAGAGCUGGACAGUCUACGAGACACCAGCGACGCCACACUUGAUAAGAUCAAUGCCCUGGUCACCGACCUCCCCGAGGCUGACCGAGGGGACAAUGGCGAAGAUGAAAUCUAUUAUGAAGAGGUGACUCUGAACUCUGCUGACGAAACCUCUAAGGACCAGAAUGAUGCUGAGAGCGAGUCUUCGACUGUUCCUACCUCACGCAGGAGACGGCGGCGGCGGCGAAAGGGGCGUGGCUUAGGUGGCAACGCAGGGGCAUCUAGCAGAGCUGAUGUGAGCGACACGUCCAUCGCCAGUUCAUCCCCAGUCCCAGCCUCCUCAGCAGCGCCCUCGCCAGUCGCACCGUCACCAACACCAUCAUCACCAGCACCAACAGUACCAACUCCAUCACCAGUGCCAACAGUACCAACUCCAUCACCAGCACCAACAGUACCAACUCCAUCACCAGUGCCAACAGUACCAGCUCCAUCACCAGUGCCCCCACCAACACCUUCACCAGUACCAGCUCCUCCCGAGGCUGUACAACCACAACCAUCCCAAGAAGACGAGGAAAUGGUGACGACAGUAACCAUAAGGAGAGCUGGUAGGAGAUCCAGGCCAUCAGACAAUAAACCUUAUCCCGUCAUAGAAGUAGCGUCUUCACUUCCACAAACCAAGGAAGACACCACAAGCAGUCCAGUGAAGCCAGAGUCUGUGGCAAGCACUUCAAAUCGACAAAGGACGAGAAACACUGCCAACGAGGACACAAAGAGCAGCACCCCUAACACCCAGACCACCUCCCCCUCUACCUCCACCCCUGCUGCUCCCUCCACCACCAGUGCUUCGCCAGCGAGGAGAACGAGGAAAACCUCACUACCCGAGUCAUCCGGGGAGUCUGAGGACGAGGAAGGCGGGGUGAGGCUUCAUAGGGUGAGCGUGGAGGAUCUUCCAAAGAUCCCUCAUCUCUUGGUACAGAUCGAGGGUUUGAAGGCGCGCAAGAACAAGAAGGACCCGGAUUACCAAGAGAUGCGGGAGCUGAAGGAACAGAUCCAGAUGAUGAGGAAGGAGCUGGAGGCCCGCAUGGACGACGACGACGAAGAUAGACCGGAGACACCUGAUACUCCAAAAGAGGAGCAGGAGCCCACAAGCCCCGACAUCAUGCUGCAAGAGCCACAGGAGAAGCCCAAAAGCCGCGAAUAUGAACAACUCCAGUUCGACAGGACGGUACGGCGGCUGCUGGCGGAGGGUCGGGCAGGGAGCUACGAGAAGGCGGAACUGGCGGCACAGCUCCUCACCUUCAGCUUCGACGAGACAGACUCUCUUCUGGCGGCCGAGGAGUGUUCUUCCAUCUACACAGCUAUCCAGUUCCUUCAACAAGAGUGUGAGCUGUGUGCCGAGAAGCACCCAAUGCGGAGGAUGGUGUCAAUGCUGCAGUGUAUUCACCGCUGCUGCAGUGACUGUGCCAAGACCUACUUCACCUUCCAGAUCAAGACCAAGAACCUACGCGAGGUCCGCUGCCCGUUUUGUAACGAGCCCGAACUUGACGCUAAUGAGGAGAUAGCCAACGAGUACCUGAACAACAUGGAUAUCCUGCUGAAGAACAUCCUGGACGCUGAGACCCACGAGCUAUUCCAGAGGAAACUGCGGGACUGGACGCUCAUGAAGGAUCCCAACUUCCGCUGGUGUAACAAGUGCUCGUCUGGCUUCAUCGCCAACGCACGAGCGAGGAAGCUGAUCUGUCCAGACUGCAAAGAUGUGACGUGUGCCCACUGUCGUGCUCCUUGGGAAGCUGCUCACGAGGGUAUAUCUUGUGAGGCGUUCACUCGUUGGAAGACGGACAAUGACAUGGAGGUGGCGGUUCAGGGCGUGGCCAAACACCUCGCUGAGUGUGGCAUUACCUGCCCCAAGUGCAAAUUUACGUACUCCCUAGCUAAAGGUGGCUGUAUGCACUUCACCUGUACUCAGUGUAAAUUUGAGUUCUGCUCCGGGUGUAGCCAACCAUUCCGUCAGGGCUCCAGGUGUUCGGUGGGUCCUUACUGCGAGCGGCUGGGUCUCCACGCCCACCACCCGAGGAACUGCCUCUUCUACCUUAGGGACAAGGAACCACAGCAGCUACAGAACUUGCUCAAGGACGCGGGGGUGAGCUUCGAUACAGAGCCCCAAGGUGGACCGCAGCAGGAUCCCCCGCCAGGAGGGACGCGACAGCUGUGUCAAGUACAGGAGCAGAAGGAGUUGCCUGAUGGCCUUAAAGAUGACAUCUGUGGUCGUGUCGUACCUUCAGGAUACGCCGGACUCUGCAGAAACCACUACCUUGACUAUUUGGGUCGGUUGUGUUAUAAAAAUAAAAUAGACCCGCUGCCCCUGAUGCAAGAGGAUGAUUUGAGGUUAGUAUUACGUCGGGAGGACAUGGAGAUUCCCAAGCGGCGACGUUGGGAAUCUGACGAGUACUUCCGCAAGAGGCUCUCCAAGCUGAUUAAGGAGCACCUUCCCCUGGGUAACCUCGACUAGUGCUGUAGGAUCUUCGACGUUAAGAAGUAUCCAUACAGGACGCGCCGCCCACUCGUCUGUGAUGUCUCCCACACCAACCACACUACACUCCGUCCUUCGUCGGUAUCGCCAAACCCAGCCGUGGGACCCAGCAACCUUGUGAUACCAACAGUGGUAACCACCCGCAUCGUAACGCCCACGUCCCACCAGAACCCAAGACGCCCCUCCUUCACCACAGCCAUGUAACUUAUUUACCUAUGAAGACAAGUCUGAUAGUGGUGGUUUCAACCUUACUGCAACAGCCUCGACGCUCAACCCAACCCACCAAUUAUAUAACUUCUAAUCUUGUUUCACCUUCGCUAUUAAAGUUCAUUGUUAAUUAUUCUUGUUGUUUACUAUUGCUGUAACUUUAAUGGAAAAAAUGAAUAUCCUUAUGUCAUCAUGAAGUUGCUGUAUAUUUUAGCAAGGUCAAGUGUACCGCCUUCGUUGCCACUAACCCCCCAGAUGUAUAUUGUAGCAAGAUUGUGGCGUCAUAGGUCUGAUGUUGAAGAAUUCGUGAAUGUAAUUCUAAAUUACACAGUUUAUGAAAUAUAUUCGAUAUAUAUAUAUAUAUACACACACGAGCAUUUUUUUUUUAUAAAAUGACACUAAUUGGAAGGCGGCAAACGGUCACUCAAACGCUCGAGCUAAAUGAGACGAAUGAGAAAAAUAUAUUGAAAUUGUAGUGUACUAAAAAAUAUUGCUGACUCAUGCUGUUUGUUUUAGACUGUGGUGAAGCAGUUCUGUCACAGUGAUGAAUAGUAAAGGUUGAUCAAUACUUCCUUCCCCCAGUGUGCUUCUUCCCGGCACCUCCCAAGUGUGUGUGUGUGUGUGUAUCAAAUAAUGCAAAACCAACUCUAGUAGAGCCAUAAGUGUGUAUCUUUCGAGUCAAAAUAUGUAUAUGAGAUGAGUUGAACCGCGUUAGUGCGUGACUGAAAUCGAAACCUUCCGUUUUUUCCUAAAGUUACCUGGAGAGCUGUGGAUAGGUCGUGCCCUGGAAGGUCGACUGGGCCCCUUCAAGUAUCGUCCUCAUAAGCAAGUCUGCACAUUCUUACAUCUGUCACAUAAGGUUUAUUAUAUACGUAUUCAUUUCAUGUUUAUCUUUCCCGUAUUUACUUUGUGAGAUAAUUCACCACUUCUUUAAUAACCCUGUAUCCAAAGAUUGCUAUGUGGCUUCCUUGUGAUUAUUUAUAGAGUUUUAUUAUGACAGAUGUAUGUUAGUGAUUUAUUUUUCACCCUCCAGACAUUCACACGACAUCCUCCCUGCCAUCACAGCACACCACUCCCUCCCUGCCGUUACGCCAGAGCCUUCCUACCACCACACUACAGAUUCCUUCUCUGCCAUCACACAGCAAACCUUCCACACCAUACCCUUUCCCAUCAACACACUAUGUCCACCUCUUGCUCCUAAUAUGUUUACAUAAUACAUCAAAUUCAUAAUUUCUUUGGUUUUAUACCCUUCAUAUACGCUUUAUCAGACAAUAAUAAAUUUAAACACAGUGCCCUUUUUGUCUUCCUGUGAAAGACAAAAAAUUAAAAAUGUACCAGCAGAGUGACCAUCAUCCAGGACCUCUCGUAUUGCCGUCAUCUUAAUUCUAAUUCUAUGAAAUUCUCUUCCAAUUUCAUCUCUCGUUGUCUUGAAUAAUAAUACAUACACUGAAGAGCCAAGUUACCUCUUAUGAGUUUUUGGACGUUAAGUUAUCUCUUAUAAAACAUUUGUUUCACGCAUGUGAGGCUCCAUACACUGGACAAGGAUUCUCAAUGGUUCUUACGUUUCCAUUCGUAUUGGUUUUUGUGAGAACACAUCUAAAUGACUCACUUGGUUCAUAAUAUAAUGUUCGUAUCAAAAAGAAUGUUGAAUUUGUGACGAGGCUCUACUAUAAUAAGUGGGUGAUUCUUGUUCCCAGCUUAAGAGAAAACAAACAAGAUGCGAAACUGAGAAUUCAUGUCCAGUCGCUCAUGUGUUGUUCAGUGGCCCGCUGGUGCCCCGUGACGCUCACGCCGUUCCCCGUCAUAUUACUAAUCCGCCGCUUAUAUCUCAACUCUCAUCUGUGAUGUUUGUCAUGUAUACACAGACUUUGGGACUAAUAAAUAUAUUAUACCAUGUAAAUACG